Melozone crissalis (California towhee) is the source of this 2139-nucleotide messenger RNA. Its product is annotated as heparan sulfate glucosamine 3-O-sulfotransferase 1-like. The record is from RefSeq and is a predicted model, not a curated record. The transcript has 3 exons. Lineage: Eukaryota; Metazoa; Chordata; Aves; Passeriformes; Passerellidae. Gene Ontology annotation, molecular function: [heparan sulfate]-glucosamine 3-sulfotransferase activity. The coding region runs from base 721 to 1650 and encodes 309 amino acids.
CGUCCCCGAGGCUCCUCCAAAUCCUGCCCGUGGUUUAAAAAUCGCUCUCUUGGCACAAGCGCGCGGGAGCCAGGCUCACUUUGUCGCCGCUGACGCUGUCGAAAUCGCUGUGGCUCCAGCAGUAACGACAGCGAGCCCCCUCCCCGCAUCCCUCCCUCCUUCCCUCCCUCCGCCGGGUCACCCGCUCCUCGUGAGGAACCGAACGCUGAUAUUCCAUCAGCUUCAUCUUCCCCGCUUACGCGAAAGUGAGGAAGACUUGCUAAUUAAUUUACAUACGAGGGAAUGAUGUCUGAAGGAAGGAAAAAACACCCCGUUGCACCUGCUCCGCCGAGACUUGUCAUCUGAAUCUGGAGGAGAGCUAUAAAUCAUGUAAAGUGUUCGCGGUGGAGUCGGCUUCUUCUGAGAGCUGUAGGAUUAUGUAUCCAAAUGCUGAAUUUAUAUUUCCCACUAGGAAAAGACUGAAACUCAGUUUGAUGCCAGAAGGUUCUUACUCAGGGCAGAACUAGCUUCACAGACAAUACUGUGUCAUCCUUGCAUCAUCAUAGACAGAAUUGGAUUUUUGCACAGGAGUAACAUUUGUGCAAAAGUCUCCAACUGAAAAAAAAAGAUGCUUCAGAAGCUUGCUGUGUGUUUACCACGGGUUCUGCCAACCAGAGGGGACUCACCUGUUCUUUCAUUAAUUGAGCAAAACAUUAUCUUGAAAUAAUUAUUCCUCUCCACAUGGCCUUCCUACUUGUGUCAGCUUAUCUUCUGCUGACUCAUGCUCGGGGUGCUCCUGUUGAGAAUGGGGCACUGCUGGCAACACUGAAGUCACAAGUGGGAUUAUUCAGCAAUAAAAGUGAGCACUAUUCAGCACAGGUGAGACCUCCUGGCACGAGCAGACAAAUACCUCAGACAAUCAUCAUAGGAGUUCGUAAAGGAGGGACCAGAGCUUUGCUGGAAAUGUUGGAUAUUCAUCCUAACAUUGUGGUGGCAGCUACAGAAGUCCACUUCUUUGACUGGGAUGAAAAUUAUGUAAAAGGAAUAGACUGGUAUAGAAAUCUGAUGCCAUUUUCUUAUGGAAAUCAAAUUACAAUUGAGAAAACACCAGGCUAUUUUACAUCACCACAGGCUCCAGGAAGAAUUCAUGACAUGAAUAGCUCCAUUAAACUGCUGCUCAUUCUAAGAGAUCCCACUGAGAGAGUUAUAUCUGACUAUACCCAAGUGUAUUACAACAGAGUAGAAAGUCACAAGCCUGUUCAGCUCUUUGAAGAUAUUGUUAUUAAGAAUGGAGUGCUUAAUACCAAAUACAAAGCUAUUCAGAGAAGUCUAUAUGAUGUCCAUAUGGAAAAGUGGCUUAAGCAUUUCAGUUUGGAUCAGAUUCACAUAGUGGAUGGAAAUACUUUGAUCAAGGACCCUCUUCCUGAAUUACAAAAAGUUGAAAGAUUUCUAAAUCUUCCAUCCCGAAUUAUGUCUUCUAAUUUUUAUUUUAACCAAACCAAGGGAUUCUACUGCAUCAGAAGUGAUGGGAGGGAGAGAUGUUUACAUGAAUCCAAAGGGCGUCCCCAUCCUCUUGUUAACAGCACUGUUUUAGAGCAACUCUAUUCUUACUUCAGAGAGCACAAUGCAAAAUUUUACAGGAUGGUUAAUCAUUCCUUUGACUGGCAUUAACACAUUAGGGGUCAAUGUUUCUUUAAAAGGCCCUGAGACACACUUUCAGACAUACCUUUCUAAACUGUAAAGACUCGUAUUAAGAGAAUUAACACAUUGGUUAUAUACUUCAUUGGAACAACACAUCUGUUACUCAUUGAAAGGGUAUUCUUUAUGGUGGGAAAAAUAAGUUUUAUGUAUUUGUAUGAUUACUGGGAGUCAUAUUCUGAUCUUCUUUGUCUCACAUGCAAAUACAUUAACUUCAGCAAACUUAGCAAACGUGUAUCUCUACAAAAUUUCUGCUGUUUUGGAAAAAUGCAUCUAACAGUUAAAAAUGUAAAUAUUGGAAAUAGUAUUAUUCUAACUGUUCUGUAUUUUUUGUUGUUAGUAUUUUUUAUAUCCCACAUGAUAAUGGUGUUGAUUUAUAGAAUUUUUCAUAAAAUAAGUUUAAAUUGUAUGUUAAAAUAGGGGCAUACAUAAUAGCUCCAAUAAAUUAAUCAUCAUCUUUAA